AUGUUUAAAAAGGCUGUGAGCAUACAAAUCACAUCGGUGCUUUGGUUGUUGUAUAUCACCUAUGGAGAAACACAAUCUCUGAAGACUGAGGAUACGUUUAUAAAUGGGACCUUGGAGGUUUCAUGGCAUCAAAAUGAUAAAUCGUCUAUACUUGCGUCACAUGUAAUGUUUACGGGAGAUUCUCGACUAAUUCAACCUUGGAUACAAGUUAAAGAUGCAAAAUUGUCGAUCAAGGAUGCUUUGAACUACAGCAGUAUCCGCCUGAGUAUUUUGACUAAAUACAGAAAUUCUUCCUUUUCUGAAUUCCAGUUCAACAUUCAAGUGCGGAAAGUGUUCUUAAAGGAAGGAGAAACAGGGAUUAUAUCUUGGAAUAUUGCUGCAUUUCCAAAGACUGGAGUAUACGCUAUUUUCCAUUCAGAAAUACAAAUCCUUGCAGUGGACAUUCACAGGAAGAUUAGUACCAUUGAUUCUCAAAAAUACACGUAUCUAAGUAAACCAAUAAAUUCAAAAAACAUAAUUUUUCAAAUAAGAAAUAUCACCCAACAUGAUGAAGGCAUCUACACAGGCGGUACGUCAAGUGCUAUAGCCGCUAAGGGAAAUAGGAUACAUGCUAUUGUGUAUGGCAAGCCUAGGAAACCAACUGUUACUGGACAGAGUGUUGUAAAAGUGGGUGACUACGUAACAUUGGAAUGUUGCAGCAAAUCCACUUCUACACCAAAAUACUAUAAGCUUUUUCCCGCCAUUACUUAUGAGUGGUAUAAGAACAAUAAUUUUAUCAAAUCAGGAAAAAUAUUAAGGCUCAUUGUAGAAGAAAGCUUGUUCUUGGACGUAAUCACUUGUAAAGCCAAGGAGAUACUAUAUUCGGAUCCAAGUGAUACGGUGCAAAUUCAGAAAUCAAAUUGCUCAAAGAAGAACGAAAUAAAUUCAAAAUUUAUGAACGGCUCUGUCGUAUUCACAUGGCCCAGACAAACAGUGGGUGUAGAGGAGCAGGUGUUUGUGACCCUGAAUAGGAAUCAGAUGAUACCGUGGACUGAUGUUCAUAAUCAGGAAUAUGUUCUUAAGAACUGUUUGAAGCAUUCUCCUGUAGAAGUUGAUGUUAAAUUUCUGUUUAAAACAGACGAGUAUGACAUUUGCCGUAGUUUGUUUAUGAACAUACCUGAUAUAUUGAUUGCCAAAGAAGGACAAAACGUAUCCCUUCAUUGGACAAUAUCGCAGUUCCCUUCCUCCGGGUUAUACUCCAUUUUUCAUGAAGGUCGUUUGCUUAUAAAAAUAACUGAUUCGGGGGCAACCAGCAUUCACAGCUAUAAAUAUAUCUACAAAAGCAUCCCUGUUCAUUCUCCAAACAUCAAAUUCGCUGUUAAUAACUUAGCUGUCACAGACGCUGGACAUUACGUUGGUGGGGUAUCUAGUUCCAGCGCACAGAGCACAAAGGGAAUUCUGCUGAUUGUUGCAGGUAAACCUUCCACGCCAAUAAUUAAAGCAAAACAAGAUGCUGAGUACGGCAAGGCGAUCACUCUAACUUGUCUUUCUUCGUCCACUUCGGCCCCACAAUACUACAGGGACCUGCUAACUUGGUCUUAUACUUGGUACAGAAAUGGAUCAAUGGUUCGACGUGGAUCGACAUAUGCGUUUACUAUUAAUAGGAUUAAUAUGUACGAUGACAUUAAUUGUCGAGCUAAAGAAGUUAUCGAAUCAAAUAGCAGCAACACCUACAAAAUAAGACUCAUAAAAUCUAUUCCUGCACCACCAGUUGUCCAUUUGAUCUCGAUGAUAAACCCUACAACAAUGAAGGUAUCCUGGAGGUCGGAGUAUAACGGAGGGUAUACUCAGUAUUUUCUAAUAUACCAGUGGAACAGCUCUCUUUGGGAGGUUGUGGCAAAUAUCAGCGACUCCAAUUCAACCGUUCACACCGCGGAGGUUCCGACCGGUGUUCGUGGUGAGCAUGAUGUGGCUAUUAUCGCCUGUAACAAGAUUGGCUGCACCAUGCCUGCUAAACUUGAAAGAGGGACAAAUGAAUCUAUGGAGAACACAGAUAAUGGAAUGAUAGGCGUCGCCAUGGGAACAGUCUCUGUUAUGGUGAUAGCUAUACUGAUUGUAGUUGGAGUACUGCAUACCAAAUAUGGUAUUUUGGAAAGGUGCAAAAGAUAAUAGUUGCUGCAGAAGAUUCUUUGGAAGAAGGAAAUUUAAUGUUUGAGGAAAUUUUAUAUUCUAUGGUGGAUACGGAAUUUAUUUCACAAGUUAUGUUUUUUUUCCUAUAUAUAGUGUAUUUUGACAAGUGGGAAGUAAUUCAAUAGUUAUUUAUUAUACUAGAUGUGUGAUAAAUACUGACGUGAAAUUGAAUAAGUAGUUACAUUGUAAUGCUGGAUUUUAUGUACAUGCAUAGAAAAAAGAAAAAAAUAUGAUUAUCGUUUUUAUCAUUGAUUAUCGUGAUUUAUCAUUUUAAUCAUGUCUUGUACAUACUUAAUGAGAUCAUAUCAGAA
This is a messenger RNA of Saccostrea cuccullata (small rock oyster), 2480 nucleotides long. RefSeq lists its product as uncharacterized. NCBI's taxonomy places the organism in Eukaryota, Metazoa, Mollusca, Bivalvia, Ostreida, Ostreidae. Gene Ontology annotation, molecular function: protein binding. Bases 1 to 2148 code for a protein of 715 amino acids. The record is from RefSeq and is a predicted model, not a curated record. The transcript has 10 exons.